Cotesia congregata is the source of this 2289-nucleotide messenger RNA. The record is from the annotation of a GenBank genome assembly. Lineage: Eukaryota; Metazoa; Arthropoda; Insecta; Hymenoptera; Braconidae.
AUGGAAUUAUCACGUGCAUGGAUAUUACUUGUGUGUUGCUUACUAGCAAUAGGGCACGUUACAUCCGCACCGAAUCCUCAGGAGCCGGCGUUUGAACUUCCAGUCCAAUUAGUCGGAUUUCCUGUCAUCAUUGCCGCUGUCAGAAUUACUAAUUUCAUUAAGAAAUUGGCCUACUCUCUCAACCCUCAGACCUACAUGGGACGAAGUAAAAGAUCUGUGCAGGAUGAGGAGAUAUUAGAUAUUGACCAAGUGGAGAAGAAAUUAAUUGCCGAAUUGGGGGAAAAAGUUUGCAUUUAUGAGAGAACCUGCGCCAAAUUUGCCGCUAUUACACUCAAGAAAGGAUAUCGCGACCCGAAUCUUGAUUGGGAUGAAAUAUUUAGUCAAUACAAGUCAUCACCAGAUCCAAUGAAAGAAAAUUAUUUACUGAGUGUUUUUAUGGGAGAAAUAAUUGGUAGCCCUCGACUUUGCCAUCAGCUUUCUAAACGACUGAGUGAAAAAGUUUGCCGAGAAGAGCAACUUGGUAUGAUGUAUUUGUGUUCGAGUUCAAUGUCCCAGUGCCCGCAAACGAAAGUGACUUGGCUCGUGAAGAACAUCAGCCUUGUCCUCAUUCUUGUGCUUCUAGGGCUUCUUCGUACUCAUCCGGUUGUCUCAAGUCCCGUUCAAGUUCAACAUAACACUCAUCAGCUUCGUUACUGUCGCUUUGAAACGACUCAUAAGUUUUACACCAUCAACGAUUUGUUCAAAUGUAUUAAUGAGCUGGUACCCAGAACAAAACACAGAAAAUCUAGAUCGGCGGAUGACAAAACUCAAUUAUUCAUGACUUAUAAGAAUAAAGACAUCGAUGAGAGCGAAUUUGUCCCGCAUGCUGAAGCUAGGACUUUUUAUACUGACUUUGUUGACAUAAAACGAGGACCGUUGCCAAGAAAUGAUGGAAACUACUACCAAUAUCCUGGACAAAUUUACCCUACAGACCCGAAUCCACGGCCUGGAAUACUAGGAAUAAACCUACUAGAGGCAUUUUCAUCGAUAAAUAAAUACGACGACCGAAAAUGUGUCCACAGAAUAAUCUGCGAAGUGGCUUCUGGUGUUACACCCGGAAAUGUUGGAUUCAAACGUGCCAACUCUAUCUUCGGAAUCGGUUCGCUUAUCGAUUACCUUACAACGAGGACUUUUGACAUCUCAUCACCGUUGCUGACAUUCGGAAAAUCGGCUUUGAUGGGUUGGAACAACAGAGGAAAUCCAGACAUCUGCUACCAGAGAUACCCUCAGUGUCCCAGAAGCCAAAAUGAACUUAUUAGUUACUUGAAUAAUUACAACGGAGGGUUUUUCAGGUUUUUUAAUUAUCGCAAUACAGGAAGCUACAAUCGUGGUUUGGAUGCAGUUGAUUCACAAAUGGUUUCUGAUCGUAAAGCAACGGGGGAACUUAAGUUUGAUACUCCUUCUUCAAGAACUGUUUUGGUUGAACGCAGCAAGAAAAAUGAUGAUCACAAUAGAGUUGUCUUUCCAGAUCAGCAGUAUGUUAAAAUUAUGGACUAUACUGACUCAGAUAAAUUUAAUAAUUCACCGGAAUCGUCGUUUUUUCCUCAGGAUAGGAAGGAUCAAAAAGUCGAGGAACUGGUAUACGAUUUUCACAGCGAUAAAUCAUCCCAAUCAGAAGAUAAAGAUAAAGAACCGUCGGCAGUGCCCAAAGAAUCACAACAGGCAUCUCGAGGGUCUCAUAAAAACCACGGAAAGCUCUAUCUGCCGACUAAAAAUACUCCUUAUUCAACUAAAAAAUUAUCAAGUUACACCUUUCCAGACGGGCAGCGUAUCAUGAUAGACACAACCUUCUCAAAAUUAUUUUCCGAUAGCUACAAAAAACCUCUAAAACGGGGCCUCGUGAAUAAUGCGCCCCGGGCUAUCGACAUGGAGGGUUUGUACGUGAUUAAUCUGACGGAACUGUAUCCCACCGUCAAUGAUGACACUCGUCCAGUGGAGGAGCAAAUUAUUCAUCCUUGUGACGUGAUUUGUCAUGAUUCAAGAGGUACAGCUGUUCAAUUCACCCAAUUUGUUAAUUCUAAUGAUGAUAAUAGCAACAUCAACUCCAACUACGCCAGCGCUGAUAAAAAUAAGUUUCUCACCACCCUCAUGACACCUGAACACCCGAUUCUGGACUUAUCUAAGAGACUACCUUGCCAAAUUAUUUGCUUGAAUGCCCGCGGUCAAAGGCGACGUAUUACUACUACAUUUAAUAAAAUAAUAAGAUCCAAGCUUGCAAAUAACCAAGAGGGUGGUUAUCAAUCAGGAAAG